GUUUCAAAAUGGCGCACUAAAAUCGAAUAUAGAUAUGUAAUAAUUUCUAUCGAGGUUUGAUCUCCACAGUAUACAAUGAUGUGGGACUUACAGCGGACCAAAGAGUUUUUGGUGGAUGAAACGACUUGUGGUCCACUUUGUCAGCAUCCCUCCUGUUGGAGUUCUAGUAAUAGAAAAAUCAAAGGAAUACCUCACUAUGCACCAAGAAUACCAUCUCCAGAUAGUAUUGAAACUGACCUUCCAACAGUUAAGGUUUAUAAUAUGUUAGGAGAGUAUGGGGAUGAUGAGAAAGAUUUAUAUCCAGCAAAGCAUUAUGGGAAGGCUGCACAUACCAGAAAAUCUUCAUUACCUUUGGUCAAAGAAGGAAUAACUAAGAGUGCAAGUAGUGGAUUUAAACCAAAGGCCCCAGCAGGCACUCCCAUAUCUAUCGACACAAGAAAUAGGACAGAUAUUGCAGCGAAAAAACCAGUGAAGGUUGUAGAAGUUCAGGAAGUAUUUGAUGUGGAUGAUUUAAACAGUACAUGGGAUAAUGCAUUUGUACCAAAGCAGUGUCUAGUUUGGGUUCCUAAUCCUAAUUAUAAAAGAAAAGUUACACAAGACCAAAUGGCAUCAAUCAACCAGCUAUCCAAAGGAUCUAAACCUAAGAUUUUACUGAAGGACAUAACAGGUGAUAUGCUGCCAACAGACCUGGAUUAUGAUCAAAUGUCUUUUUCAAGGAAAGAGAGCCAUUACAGUUUUAUCAGUGAUAGAAGAAGAGGACGAUCUCCACCUCCCUCCAGUAGACGGAUUACUCCCUACAGCAGAGGGACCCUAAACUUCACUUCACAAGGUGGUAGAAGACCACAGUUUAUAUUUGACAUGGAAGGCAAUCCUGUAUAUGCAGAAUUAGAUGAGUUAUUGGAACUUCCAAGAGAGAUACUAAUACAGGUACUGGACAAUGCUAAACCUAGUGAUUUCACAUCUAGGGAGGCAAUGCAUGAGCUGAUAGAAAAGUUUUAUCCAAGUUUUGAUAGAGGAAUUUCUAACCUAACCUCAACUAGUGUUGAACUUUUGCAACAAAAGAAGAUGAAUAUUCAUGAGGGAAAAUCCAGAAAUUUAAGAACUGGACAUCUGAUAGAAACCAAACCAGUAUUUCACUUAGAUGAGGAUGGUGUUGAACAGCCAAAACAUAUUGUGGAUGCAAUUAGUGAGAGGAGUCAUCAACCAUUAGAUAGUGAAUAUGUAGAAUCAAUCAGGGAUUUGUAUAUAAACAGAAAAAGAGAAUAUAAUCAGAAGAAACCAUUACCUCCAAUUGGUCAGCAAUUGGUCAAAAAGAGGAAACCUAAAAAAGUUAAAAACCAGAAAACUAAGUUAGCAUCAAUAUCACUUGGAUUACCAGAGUUACCAACUGGUGUCAAACAUACAAGAUCAUUUACAUAUAACAAGAAAAAUUACCAACAUGUAGAUCUUACUAUUGCUCCUGUACCAACUCCUCCAUUGAGUGUUAGGGAGACUGAAAGUCAGGCAUCAGAACAUGGUACAACUGUACGAGUUAAUAUUCCCUCUGUGGAGUCUGUAAGAAAGGAAGCAUUGAUUGAGGAUACAGGUUCUACUGAUACACCACAUUCUUCCAGAUCUGGACGUGAAGCAGCUCCCAUGCAUACUGUAUCCCCUGCCUUGUCUACUAAAGUACCACAUGCUCCUGCUACAACUCCAGCGACACACCAGACACCUACUGGUACCUUUAGCAGAGAUACUACAAUGAGAUCACAGGUUCAAACCAGAGGAGAUACAAGAGAAGGUGUAUCAUCACCAACACAAAAUAUAAGAGCUCCUACAAACUCACCAAGGCUGUCUCCAGAACCAACAGGAGGUCUUGAUACAAUUAAGGAAGCACAACACGAAGGUGGUAUUGAUUCAGCUCAUCCUGUUUCAAGAGGUGGAAGAAGUGUAAGAUUUUCACAGGAUGUUCCAGAGGUCCCAGCCCCUCCAUCAUCACCUGACAGGGAAAUAGAGGGACCAAGAUCUAGUGUUACAACACCUAUGGAACAACCUGAAACACCAAAACCAACAUCAGGCAAUACUGUGAGGUCAAAUAAAUCAACUGUUAAUUCAUCUGUCAAAGAAAACAGUGAUCUUGAACUGAAACCAAUUGUGUCAAAACUAAAAGAUCCAUCAACAGUGUCUACUCCAGAACCAUGGCCGUCAGUUAAUGAGGCAGAUUAUGAUAUGACCCCAUCUGGAACAAAUGCUGGACUUCAUGAAAGCAGUCAAAAUACUCACUCAUCCAGUGUUAACCUGGAUUCUAGAUUAGCAUUGGGAGAUCCAAGCUCCAGGAAUUAUACCACAGCUAAUUCUACAGUAAGGUCAGAGGUCAGUAGUGGAACAUCACUCACAAGUAGGAAUGCCUCUGGUAAAGGGGAAUCUCCUGCUCCCCCACCACCAUCACCUGAAUCUAAAGACAAAAAACAGGAUAAUCCGAAAUCUGGUCGGAAACGAGAACUAUUAUCUAGAGAAUCUUCAAUGGCCCCAGUAAUUGAGGAAAAAGAUGAAGAACAUGAAGACACUCAUGUUAGAACUUUGGUUGUGGAAGUACCACCUCUUGGACAACCUACAGAAAAGCCCAAGGAAAAAAAUCACAGAACAACUGAUACAUUUAUCAAUAUAGACAUUCCAGCAAUGAGUAUGGAUGAACUGAGUAUGGAAAAGUCAAGGUCAGAUAAUAGUCACAUGACUGAAAUUGUAGAGAGACCAGGAACUGAGGAAAAUGAAAGUAGUGGUGAAACAAUGGAUGGACAAACUAUAAAUACUCGUGAUGCUGUACUGUCAGUUCAGACCACAUCUGAGGGAGAACCUAACACUCUUGAUCCGGAUUCUCAGUCAAAUAUGGAUUCUGCUGGAGUAACACCUUCUAUGGGAGCCAAUGAGUCUCCUACAUCUACUAUUCCAGAAAACAAACUCAAAAUGGAAGAUUUAAAGUUUAUGGACCAGACCAUGGAUGAUAAGGAUGAUAAGGAUGAAAAAGAAGAGAAAAAUGAGAAAGAUUUGGAAAUGACAGAAGAAGGUGGAGACCAUGCUGGGUUUAAACAUGAACUACAAGAAGAACUAGAAAAGUUGUCUCAAAAAGAUUCCAUAGAAAACAAUGCAGAAUGAACAAGAGAGCUUUAAAUUGUAUAAAGAAGUAAAAAAAAAUAUUUUUAAAUCACUGCAGUCAUUGAUUUUGAAAUUGCCAGUAAUGAUAAAACAAAUAAUUGAAGUAUUAGAUACAUUUUAGAUGAAACAGUGAUACUUACAGUAAAAAUUCAUUAAAAGUUCAGUAAUAAGUUGAAAAUUUGAAACCUCUUUCAUAAUUAUCUUUAUCUUGUAGAAUGAAAUUCACAUUCUUUGUGCACUGUAAUAUGCUUUUUCUGUAACCAGGGUUACUAAGCCAUAUAAUGCAGCAAUUGAUUAAAAGGUGUUUUGAUCGAAAGACAAUUUGAACUAUCACAUUUGUUGUUGCAAUAUUAUAUUUUGUCAAACAAUUUUAUGGAAAUGAAUCGAUAUGAAUUAUAUCAACAUAUUUGAUUUCAUAAUAUUAUUAAUGAAAUGUGUAGGUAUUUGAAUUUAUGAUAAUUAUAAUACAGAAAUUUAUACAAAAGAAUUGUUAUAAGUUUUGCAUUUCUGAAUAAUCUUAAUUUGAUGUACAAAAAAUAUGUUUGUGAGGAUUACCUUGUAGUUGAAACUAGUUUUGAUAGUUUUUCAAAAUAUUUAGUUACUAGGAUAGUCAAAAGCAUAGGAAGAGAUCUAGUUUUAUUUUACUGAAGUACAUGUUAAAUCUAUGGCAGUUUUUCAAGUGUUUAAAAUGUGAGCAAGAUUAUAAAUUAUGAAGUCAGUGUGAAACAAUCCCAAUGAUUUUUAUAAAUCAAUUUUAGGCUUGUUCUAAAGCUUUAUUGAUUAGUGAUCAUGGCAACAAGCAAUUGUAAAUUAUUGUAAUAUAUUGCAUUGUUUUCUAAAAACCCAUGUUAAUAUGACUAUAAUUGGAUUUUUUUUUGUUUUUUUAUGGUUUUUUAAAUCAAAACAAAGUUUUAAAUUUAUUUAGAUACCCAACACUGAUGACUUAUAGAAACAGUUUUUAUUGAUUUAAAAAAUAAUAAAAACAGUGCAAAGAAUAAUUGCUAGGACAAUUUUUUUUAAUCCUAUAGGACUCUUAAUAUCCAUAACGUGGCAAAAAUGAAAUAAAAAAAUGUCAGAAUAAUAGGAUAACAAAUAAACAGUGACAACACUUAUCAUUGUAAUAGAAUGAGCAAACCAUACAGUAUUAUGUGUGUAGUUCCACUGGGUAUUCAAUUAAUACACUCAACUCUAAAAAAACACUAUUGGAAUGAGAUUGUGAAGUCAUAUAAAUGGUAAUUUAUACAUUUAGAAUAAUAUCAUUGCUACCAAGAGAAUGAUAUAGUUAACCAAUUUCAUCAGAUUCAUCCUUAAAAUUGCUUUUAAUUUACCAAAGCCACAAAAAAGUGAUAAGCAUUACGUAUACUGAUUUUCAUACAUGUAUUUAGUUUGUUAGGUUUCAAAUCCCUCAAGCAAAGAUGAUAAUAAACUGUUUUAAUGGUCCCAAGUAAGGCAGUUGUUAUUGUUAUGCUCUUAAAUAUUAAAUAAUUUUGGCUAUCCUAAUUUUGGCCACGAGGGGACUUGAUGAAGGUUUAUUCCAAAGAUAUGUGGUGUGCCCGUUGAAAUGGAUAUGAUAUACAAUAUAUAUUUUGUUUGUUAGUGGUAAGCAAUUGCCGAUUUUUUUAUCUCUUUCACAUAGAUCAAUCAAGAACUUUUUGGAUGUACAAUAUGAUUAUAUCUUUUCAACCAUUUUCCUUCUGUAGUGAUAGGUAUUGUUUGUUUGAUGCAUGUGUCUCAAGAACUUUGCAAAAUAAAUCAAUUACAUUUGGUUAGUGCAUUUCAUGCCAGGAAUACUAAUAUAUCCAUCUGAGAAAUUUUAGCAAACCUGACCAUGUUUUUUUUUUCUUAAUUACUUUUAUUCCUCAGUUAACUAUGGAUGAUUGGUCUGCAAUAUGAUUUUAACGGGAAAAUUUCCAUCUGAUAUGUCAUAUGACCUAAACGUCAUUUCUUAUUUCAAUUUUCAUGUCAGCCUUGUAUACAUGACCUUGACCUCACAUUCUUAUGGUCAGGUUAUAUCUUCUGCAUUAAGUAUCCCCCUUAAUAACUGUAAAUGACAAGUCAAUAAUAUUUGGUGGUAUAUAUUUAUUUCAUGAAAUAAAUUAAAUUGUGAAUUUUUAAUGCCUUAUGGAGCAUAGUACUCCAUUAGUUGGGUUAAGAUUAGUAAAUUUUCUGUUCUUUAAAGCCUUACAAGUCUUAAUGGUUUGUAUACAUAGAUGUCAUUUAAAUUAAAACAUUUUGACGCACUUUGAAUUCAGUUAUCAAUCCAAUAUUUUUAUUAAUUUGAUGUUUAUUUAAAAUUGCAUGUAUUAUGUUCUUAAUUUACAGUCUAGACAUUGUGAUAUUUCAGCAGGUAACACAUUUUAUGGUGUAAAUGAUGUUUUUGCAUAUUGGCUACCCGAAAUUGUCCCAAUUUGAAUCUAUUCAUGGACUAAUUUUGUCCAUUUCAAAUCUAAAUAAAAUAAGAAAAACAAUUUUUUUUUGAUAUACCUGAUACAUGUAUUGUUGUCCUUUUAUACAUUUUAAUGAAAAUAAUUGAUUGUUAGUUGUCAAUACUUUCAACAAUCAGCAUUUUUUUUUGGGUAAAAUUGAUUCAACUCUAUGAUUUUAAGUCUUGUUUAAAAUCAACACCAUUUUUAUAUAUUUUUUUUUAUUUUUAUCAAAUCAAACAGUUAAACUAUUUGAAAUUUGAUUAUUUAAAAAUAGCAAAAUUACAAAACAGUAUUAAUCAGAACUAAUAUUCUCUUGCUGAUACAAUAUUUAAUCAUUCUGUCUUUUAGUUAAUAUUAACUGUAAACCUUUAGAGAACAAUUAAUGCAACACUGCAUAAAGAUAUCAUUUAUAGAAAAUCUUCAUUGAUAAAAAUCAUUACUGCUUUUAGUGCCCAGUGAUUGAUGAUCAUAAAUUAAACCAAUAUUCACUGUGGAGGAAGGCAAAUGCAUAUCAUUUCUAGGGAAAUUCCCUAAUGAAACAAUUUACUGAUGCAGAGAAAAAGUUCAAAUAGUGUCUGAUUCCCAGGUGUGGAAUUUACCUGAAAUUGACAUUUACACACACCAGGUAACCAGACUGAGAUAGGAAUCACAAGUUACUCUUAUUAUCAACAAUCAAUUUGAGUUAUAUUUGAAAAUGUCACGUUUUAAUAAUCAGUUAUGAUUUACGUGGUAAUUUUUCAUGAAUAUUUCAUUUGUACAUUAAUACUGCAUUUAUUUGAUCUAUUUUUACCACUUUUUAGAGUAUUAUAUUCUUUUAAAUGCAUUAUUAAAAAUGGAUAUAUUUGUCAGAUUUUAUUAAAGAGUGGCAAGUGAAUUUUUUUUGUAUAAUUUGAUCUUGUGUUAUCAAUUUCUAUAUGUAAUGUUUGCAUAAUUGAUACAUUCUUAAGAUAGUUUUCCUUAUAUAUGUUUUCUUAUAAGAUAGUUUGUCAUAUGUUAAUUUAUAUUAGUGCUUUUGUUAUAAAAUUCUAUGUAUUUCGCUGUCUGUGAUAUUUCACAUUUUUAGCUCACCUGGCCCAAAGGGCCAAGUGAGCUUUUCUCAUCACUUUGCGUCCGUCGUUGUCGUCGUCCGGUGUCGUCUGUUAACUUUUACAAAAAUCUUCUCCUCUGAAACUACUGGGUCAAAUUUAACCAAACUUGGUCACAAUCAUCAUUGGGGUAUCUAGUUUAAAAAAUGUGUCCGGUGAUCCGGUCAACCAACCAAGAUGGCCACCAUGGCUAAAAAUAGAACAUAGGGGUAAAAUGUAGAUUUUGGCUUAUAUCUCUGAAACCAAAGCAUUUAGAGCAAAUCUGACAUGGGGGGUAAAAUUGUUUAGCAGGUCAAGAUCUAUCUGCCCUGAAAUUUUCAGAUGAAUCUGACAACCCGUUGUUGGGUUGCUGCCCCUGAAUUGGUAAUUUUAAGGAAAUUUUGCAGUUUUUGGUUAUUAUCUUGAAUAUUAUUAUAGAUAGAGAUAAACUGUUAACAGCAAUAAUGUUCAGCAGAGUAAGAUCUACAAUUAAGUCAACUUGACCAAAAUGGUCAGUUGACCCCUUAAGGAGUUAUUGCCCUUUAUAAUCAAUUUUUAACCAUUUUUCGUAAAUUUUUGUAAUCUUUUACAAAAAUCUUCUCCUCUGAAACUACUAAAACAAAUUUAACCAAACUUUUACACAAUCAUCAUUAGGGUAUAUAGUUUAAAAAUGUGUCCGACGACCCCGCCCGCGAACCAAGAUGGCCGACAUGGCUAAAAAUAGAACAUAGGGGUAAAAUGUAGAUUUUGGCUUAUAUCUCUGAAACCAAAACAUUUAGAGUAAAUCUGACAUAGGGUAAAACUGAUUAUCAGGUCAAGAUCUAUCUGCCCUGAAAUUUUCAGACCAAUCAGGCAACACGUUGUUGGGUUGCUGCCCCUGAAUUGGUAAUUUUAAGAAAAUUUUGCAGCUUUUGGUUAUUAUCUUGAAUAUUAUUAUAGAUAGAGAUAAACUGUAAACAGCAAUAAUGUACAGCAAAGUAAGAUCUACAAAUAAGUCAACAUGACCAAAAUUGUCAAUUGACCCCUUAAGGAGUUAUUGCCCUUUAUAGUCAAUUUUUUACAAUUUUUUCAUAAAUUUUGUAAAUUUUUGUAAAUUUUUACAAAAUAUUUUCCACUGUAACUACUGGGCCAAGUUCAUUAUAGAUAGAGAUAAUUGUAAGCAGCAAGAAUGUUCAGUAAAGUAAGAUCUACAAACACAUCACCAUCACCAAAACACAAUUUUGUCAUGAAUCCAUCUUUGUCCUUUGUUUAAUAUGCACAUAUACCAAGGUGAGUGCACAGGCUCUUUAGAGCCUCUAGUUUAUUUAUUGAUAAUCUUUGUUUUCUUAAAUGAAUUGCUUUUCAGAAUAUAACUUUAGGAAUUUUCCUUAAACUUUAUGUUCAUUAUUUGGGGGUUUGAUAUAUUGAAUUAACCAGCUGCCUGUUGCCAACAAUGAAUUAACUAGCAUGAUAAAAAGAAAAACCACAUUUUGCAAGUUUAAAAAAAAAAAUGUGUUUUUUUUGGUUUGUUUUUGUUCAUAUCUUUAUAGUACCAAAUGUUGUUUUAAGGACAAGCUAACUGUAGAAUAAUGGUAAUUUGAUAGAAAUGCAUUAAUAUAUACUUUUAACCAGAACUUACAUUUAUGUUAUAAAGCACAUCUGUGAUAACUUAAAUUAAAUUUAUGAAAAAACCUUGAUUUUUUAUGCAUAAGAUGAUUCAUUGAUAUUGCUGUCCUACAUGGCCUUCUGUCUUGGUAGAUAUUUGAAUAGAUUCUAUAUAUUUAUA
Messenger RNA from Mytilus californianus (California mussel), 8387 nucleotides. RefSeq lists its product as uncharacterized. NCBI's taxonomy places the organism in Eukaryota, Metazoa, Mollusca, Bivalvia, Mytilida, Mytilidae. Bases 76 to 3132 code for a protein of 1018 amino acids. The record is from RefSeq and is a predicted model, not a curated record. The transcript is spliced from 15 exons.